AUGCUAAAGGACCGAAGGUCGUACAGUGUAAUUCCUUACGAGAUACAUAGCUACUCUACAUAUGCCUCAGUGUACGUGCCAAAUAACAUCAAAAAGAACGAUCCCAUGGACCCCAACUCAAGGUGGUCCACAUCGACCAAUGAUCAUCUCCAGUAUAUCAUCCUGAAAGUUCCUCCAAGCCUUGUUGUGACAAUCACGUUCGGAAAGUACAACAAGAUGCAUGUGUCCAAUGUCAAGAAGAUGAGAAUAAGUGUUUCAGAGGAUGGAGCGGUGUACAAGGAGGUCUUGUGCGGAGGGCUAAAAAAUGAUUCUGAAAUGGAAACAUUCAAUCUCCUUGUGAAGGAUGAGGCAUACCAUAUUGCACAGUAUGUGAAGAUUGAGCCUCUGGCAGCAUGGGGAGUCAACUUCAGCUACUCGUUGUGGUUUGUCGAGCUCAGAGGUGUUAUGGAUGUUGAGAAGUUCAUUAGAUACAACGAGAUGAUUAUGUUUGGGAAAUCCAUGAGAAGCUGCCUGAGAUUCCUUAGGGACAGUGGGUUCAGAGAUGUUUAUGAGAUCCUUGAGAAAAGAAGCUCUGACAAAAUUGAGGACGAGGUUGUAAAGCACAUAAGAAAGUUGCUAGAAGACCACAGGUAUGAGGGCGUGGAGGAGGUGCUAGAUAGGUUGGACCCAUGUGUUUUCCAGGGAUUUAUAGACAGCUCUCCAUACACACUUGUAUGGACAGAGAUUCCAAGAGCUGAGACGUGGCCAUGCGAAAGAGGAGGUCAUCAGAUGAUUGAGAUGGACGGGUGUCUGUAUGUCUACGGAGGAUGGAAUGGUGUGGAGGAGCUCGAGGACUUCUGGAGAUACAAGGAUGGGGUGUGGAACGAGAUCAAGGUGGAUGGAAGGACACCUGGAAAACGAAGUUGCCACAGAAUGGUUUCCAGCGGAUCAAAGCUUUACUUGAUGGGAAAAUACAUUCCUCUGUCCUCUCGUAAGGUCUUUUCUGGGAAGUCUGACAUCUGGGCUUUUGAUGGAGAAUGGAAGGUCAUAAACAUGAAUGAUGAGGGUGGCCCGGGCAACGUAUACGACCACCAGAUGGCUGCUGCUGGAGACAAGCUUUAUGUUUUCGGAGGAAGGUCGACUGAAAAGGAGGAUACCUAUUCUGGGCUCUAUAUGUUUUCUCUUGACGAGGCGUCUCCAUGCUACGAAGAAGAUUCUCUCAAAGAUUACCGAAAAGCGAAUGAGGUGGGAGGAGCUGCCAUUGGGAUAGAUGGGAGACAUGAGACUUACAGCAGAUCGAUCAGAGAAAAGGAUCAGUCGCUUCGGGCCAUCUCCAGUGGAGAACUAUCCUUUGGGACAAGAUCCUUGUACGAAAGCAUAAUGGAUGAGUCCAACUCAAGAUACGAGGUUUCAACAUCGUCUUCAAGCUUGGGUGCAAGUAGAUGGACCAUGAUAAGGUCCGAUAUGGUGCAGCCACCAUAUACACCUUCCCUGAAGUCCAGGCUGGGGCACAGUAUGGUGUUUAUUCCUCCUGACUAUAUUGAAGGAAGCAUUUACAACAACAGCCUUGUAAUUAUAGGAGGGCAGAGAAAUAAGAACCCAAUAAGAGAGAUACUCUUUUAUAGUUUGGACACAGACACUGUUUUCCAAAGCGAGCCGUUCCCCAUAAAUGGAGAUGGUAAAAUCAUCCAGCGGGGCAUACUCUACCAGUCUGAAAUUGUUGUUCUCUUCUGCUACGGAAAGGAAAGAGAAGGGAAGUUCGAAAACAUAGAUGUAUAUACCUACUCUCUUAUCAGGCGGAGAUGGUCAAAAGUGGUUGCGAAGGCCAGGGCGGAGGCCGGGGUGGAGAUUGGGCCACUGCCAAGGUCUGCGCAUCAGUUUGUGGAGAUGAAUGGAUGGUUUUAUUUGUUUGGAGGGAAUGUGUCUGAAAGGACCGACCGGCGCGUAAACGACAUGUGGGUGUUCAAGCUGGAAAAGAAAACAAACAAGGAGAUUCGGCACCUCUCGAAGCUUCUUGUCAGGAAGCAUAAAUACCUCCAUCUUCUUGGGAUUGAUGAGGAGACGGCUGUUGAUUACCUUAGGACCUCUAUCCUGAGCAUGGUUGUUGACGAAGAUACAAGAGAGAUUUUCGAGGAUCUAUGCCGUGAGGUGUACAGGAGAAAGACAUUUGCCGAUCCUGUUGAGGACAUAUGUAGAUUAUUGACAUCAGCAAAAGAAUAUUAA
Encephalitozoon hellem ATCC 50504 is the source of this 2202-nucleotide messenger RNA. RefSeq lists its product as uncharacterized. The record is from RefSeq and is a predicted model, not a curated record. Lineage: Eukaryota; Fungi; Microsporidia; Unikaryonidae. The coding region runs from base 1 to 2202 and encodes 733 amino acids. Gene Ontology annotation, molecular function: protein binding. Gene Ontology annotation, cellular component: cytoplasm. The transcript has a single exon.